Messenger RNA from Gigantopelta aegis, 2645 nucleotides. RefSeq lists its product as uncharacterized. The transcript is spliced from 3 exons. Lineage: Eukaryota; Metazoa; Mollusca; Gastropoda; Neomphalida; Peltospiridae. Bases 1818 to 2645 code for a protein of 275 amino acids. The record is from RefSeq and is a predicted model, not a curated record.
AAUUAGCAGUCUAUUUGGUAUUGCACACCGUGAUUGACCGCAAUCGACUCGCGUCUCUUGAGUAGAGCCAUGUGACAUCACUCUGCCGCUUUGUGGUUAUUUUGGGAGAAGUGUCCAUACAUCAUAUAAUGUACGAUAUCAGUGAAAAGACUCGGUUGCUGACAAACUUAUUCAAUUACUAAAUAAUUACAUCACGGCGGGAAGAAAAAAACAGGAUUAUGUCCCAGUGGGGGAGCACAGACCAGCGAAAAACACGAACAAAGUUAUUUAUAGCACGAAUUAGUACAAACCCGUUUUAAUGUGAAAACAAUAAUUGGGCUUUUAUUGCCAAAAGCUGAGUAACGCCAAAGCUGCUUAACUUUGAGUGCAUUCCUGAGGAACCACAACUCUCCAAGAUACGUUUACUCUCAUUGGCUGCACAAAACAAAGAUCCUACUAAACCGAGAAGGUUAACAAAUACACGUAUACAGGAUAAUCUAAAACUCGAUUUGCCGUUCUCAUAACAAAACGAAAGAAAACAAUAGCAAUCGACCAUCUCUACAUACGUAUGUCCUCAAAAUAGACACAAAUACCAGUUCAAUAAACACACACACACACACACAAAAAAACAGUUCUAAGUCGACUGACAAGCAAACGGCGUGAGCUUACAGAAUGAUUGCCACGAAACCCGGAACCGUGAUUGGUUUACGGGGAACUUAACGGUAGUGCACACACACACGCUGCACUGACACGGUAGUUGGCCGAACGCUCGGAGCCGUCAAACAUAAAAGUAGAUAGCUCGCGCCGCCACAAAGGUCCUACUGAACCGCGGACAGGUUUUUGUGUUGUUGAGUGUGGCGGGGAAUCUGUGAGAAUCUCGGAGCAGAUAGCGGGGUUGUACAGAUAAUUACUGAAACAACGCUGACGGGUUUUAUAUUAUUGGCAUUCCGUCCGCAAACGUGGGCUUGUGGCUUUAUUUCUUGCCAGGACAUCGAGAAGGGCAAACGGACUCUGUUUUCUUAUCUAACACAUAAACCGGUUGGAUUAUUUUUAGAGGUGUUGCGUGACAAGACAUUCAGAAAUACACACGAUAUCAAGGAGAAGGCCAGAAGAUUACGUUGUGGUAAAAAAAAAAAAAAAAAGGACUAUUAUAUUUCGUGGUGGACAUUUUACGUUUUAACGUAAAUCUAGUGGUGAGUUGUGCACUGUGUAAUAUCUAAGUUUGACUUCACGUUUACGUAAUACCGGGUUUUACCGUUUCGCUGUAUAUUCAUUAUAAUCAGGAAAGGGGAAUAUUCAGAAAGCUUACAGUAACUCUGUGACACAAAACUAGACUAUUAUUUAUUAUUUCGUUACAGAUAUUUAUAUUUAUAGCGUGUGUAUUUUGUGCUUUGACAUCAUGUAAUACUGUUACGUUUGCUGUAAUAUUGGGCUUUACCAUUACGUCAUAUGUAGACAAGAAAAGGGAAUUUCGGAAGCUUACUAUGUGAACAAAUCUAGUUAAAUUUGAUGGAUUUAUUUUCGAAGUGAAUAUAUAGUGCUGUCUCAACGCUGUGUCUAUGCAGAAUUGAUUAUUUUGUGUCAAAACGGGUUUUACACAAAUAACUAUAAAAGCUUACUGUGUGACAGACAAAUUUGAUAUCUGUGUGGAUUAUUUUAUAACGUGAACAUAUAGGCCUAAUCUUAUCUCUACGUUGUGUGUGUGUGUAUAUCGAGUUUAUCCACUUGUGUCAUAUCGAGUUUUACGCUAUCGCUGUGCAUGUAUCAGGCGUGGUUAAACAGUGUGUAUAUCUUCCAGUAAAGAAACAAAACGUGUGUGACUGAUUUUGAAAAAAAAGAUGGGUACAGAUCAGGAAUUUCUCUUUUCCGAGACUCGGUUUUCGUCUGACCGGACAGUUGUGUUUGAGGACAACGAUGAGGGGUAUGGGUCAACGAAGAUCACGUUCAGGGCCAUGUACAAGGACGACGUCUGCAACAUACCCACCGUGGACGUCGAGGAUGUCGUCGUACUUGACACCAACGAUUCCAUAUCGAGGAUUAUUGACAACUGUUUCGGUAGAUCGCGAACCGAACCUCUGUCACCCACUUGUAUGAAAUCGUGUAGACUUGACGUCGAGACGAACUCAGAUCUGUGCACGGCCUCGUCGAAGAUUCGAAACCCCGUCGACCCCUGCUGGCGAUCCCACAAGAUAAAAGUAGUAAGCGAGACAGACAGUAGGACAGACGGUCGGACGGAUGUCGUAAAAGAAUCCAGUUCGACGAAGGCGACAUCUGGCGGAGGUGAUUUCGGUGCUAGGAGAUGUGGAGCUGACGUUCCCUGGAAGGAACGCAAGACGAAUAUAGACAACGCGUUGUCGUGGUUACGGAACGAGUUGGAAGGAAUGCGAGCCCAGGACAAGCUCCUCAUGUCUCAGUUACAGAGAUGUCGGGAAACUAUAGACAGUCUGAAACAGCAGCGGAGCUCCUGGGAAGAGGGGUCGGAAUACGGUGACCUGGACGAGGAAGAAGAAGAGGAUCACUGGGAAGACUGGGAGAUAGCAGCUCUUAUUGUUCUAUCUGACAACUCUUAUUGUUCGAUCUGGCAGCUCUUAUUGUUCGAUCUGACAGCUCUUAUCGUUGGCUGCCCACCAGAACAUCCCAGUGGUUUGCAGGUCCGCAUCAACUAA